AUGUCAAGUAAUAAAAUUUUAAAUGAACUUAUUAUUGGAAAUAAUUUAACAAAAACGAAUAAACUAUUCUAUACAUUAAUUGUUCGAUUACUAAACAGAACAAAUAAAAUUUUAAAUGAAAUAUUUUUAUAUAAAAUUCGAAGAGAAAAUAUUAUUUUUUGUAAAUAUUUAAUGAUGAAUAAAUUAAAUAUAAAAAAUAAUAAAAUAAAAAUUGUUAAUAAAUGUCAAAAAGAAUUAAAACUAAUUCAAUGGUUACAAAACCAAAUUACUAGUGAAAACGUUUGUCAAGAUUUAUUACAAACAAACUCAAAAUCAUCCAAUGAUGAUAUAUUAAUUUUAUAUUGGCGUUCAAUUUCAUCGAGUAAUCUUAUAGAAAAAUCUAACACGAAAUUAGCGCCGCUAAAUCAUUUAUUAAUAAAUAAUCAUUGUGAGUUUCCCAAAUUAGAAAAAUUAUAUCGAAUGGAUCAUCGUCAAUUAAUCAUUUGA
Molecule: messenger RNA, 486 nt
Organism: Rotaria socialis
Lineage: Eukaryota; Metazoa; Rotifera; Eurotatoria; Philodinida; Philodinidae
Source: the annotation of a GenBank genome assembly